This is a messenger RNA of Bactrocera oleae (olive fruit fly), 368 nucleotides long. The record is from RefSeq and is a predicted model, not a curated record. Lineage: Eukaryota; Metazoa; Arthropoda; Insecta; Diptera; Tephritidae.
AGUUAGAAGUUGUAGACAAAAAAUUGAGUUUUCUUAGUAUAAAUAAAGAAACAAUAAUGACUGAAGGAAAAGAUAAGCGCGAUCUCGUCAUGCAAAAAAUUAGGCUGAUUCAACCGUUUGACGGCAGCAUAAACUACUUAGCGCUGUACAUCGACAGCAUCGACAGCAUCGUACGUCGGUACACAACAAUCUCUUUAGAUGAGGCUGCAUUUUAUUUCAACUGCGUUACUUGCACUCUAAGAGAUUCUGCUCUGGAUAUUGUUACACGGGAGCAACCAUGUGAUUGGACAACACUACGACAAUUGCCCAUUGAUGAAUUUGGCGAACAUACACCUGUGUCUACUCUUAUUUUGGAAAUAAGUAAUAUA